Messenger RNA from Toxotes jaculatrix (banded archerfish), 3526 nucleotides. It is a transcript of the gene fto, whose product is annotated as FTO alpha-ketoglutarate dependent dioxygenase. Gene Ontology annotation, molecular function: mRNA N6-methyladenosine dioxygenase activity; ferrous iron binding; broad specificity oxidative DNA demethylase activity. NCBI's taxonomy places the organism in Eukaryota, Metazoa, Chordata, Actinopteri, Toxotidae. Bases 1 to 1947 code for a protein of 648 amino acids. The transcript is spliced from 11 exons. Gene Ontology annotation, biological process: RNA repair; regulation of multicellular organism growth; DNA alkylation repair. The record is from RefSeq and is a predicted model, not a curated record.
AUGAAAGCGAGGCAGUGUAAACACAACUCCAGGAACAUGAAAAGAUCGGGUGACAGUGAGGGGGAGAAGAGAAGAAAGAGGCGGAAGUUACUGCAGGAGUUGGGAGACCAGAAGAUCCCCUUUCUGGGACCUUCAGACCGGGGCUUUCAGCAACUGUGGGACUCCAGUUACUCUGGACUGGUUCUGAGGAGAUCCUGCUCGCUGCCUGCUGAGCUCCAUGGCCGGGUGCAGGCAGCUCUGCUCACCCUGCGAAGCAAGGGCUGCCUCCUGAGGGAUCUGGUUCGUGUCCGCGACCGAGAUGUUUUCACCGCCGUGUCACGGGCUCUGCUGGGUGAGCCAGGCCACACCUAUCGCUAUCUGGACACACGGCUCUUUGCCAUCCCCUGGCACAGCGAGGACACUGAGGUCAAAGGACAAAACUGUUGUGACCCUGACUUGAGAGCUGCAUGCAAGGCAUUGUGGGAGCUUAACACCUUCUUCUGCUCCGACGUGUCUCAGUUGAAGGAAGGAGACAGGCUCGCACAAUGCGCAAAGGGUGAGGUAGAGGCCAAACAGGGUAAAGAGGGGGACACAGAGUCUAAACACAGUGAAGACUCCAAGAACAGUGAAGGAGGGGACUCAGAGUCCAGACAAAGUGAGGAGGGGGACACGGAGUCCAAGCACAGCGAGGAGUGGGACAUUGAGUCAAAACACAGUGAAGAAGGCUGCUCUGGGUCAAAACAAGAAGGGGAGUGGGAGACUGAGUCCAAACACAGCAGUGAGGAGGGAGAGUCGUCCCAGGUCAAACCAAGUGAAACCAGUGCCGAAGCAGGGUCAGAACAGAGCGAAGGAAAAUGCCCUGGCUGGGCGCCUAAGGCCAUCAGUGGCGCAGAGGCCGAACCUGUGGGACUAGGCGCCCAGGGGAAACCUGUGGCCGAACUAAAGCACAGCCUGUCAGAUUACCACAUUGAGGACAAGGAGGAACAGGCAAGCGGGCAGGGUUGUUCCCAGCCCAGUCCACCACAGGUAUGCAGCGGUCCCGUCAAGUUCAAUGUCACCUUACUCAACUAUAUGGACCCAGCAGCUAUGAGCCAGCUGAAAGAGGAGCCAUACUACGGCAUGGGGAAAAUGGCGGUUGGCUGGCACCACGAUGAGAACCUGAUCACUCAUUCACCAGUGGCUGUUUACAGCUACAGCUGUCACGAUGACAAAGGUGAGACCAGUGAGGGAGGCAGCGGUGAGAAGGCGUGCUGGAGGAUUGGGCUCAAGGUAGCCUGGGACAUCCACACACCUGGCCUGAUGCUGCCACUGGAGUCUGGAGACUGCUAUUACAUGAGAGAUGACCUGAACAGUACACACCAGCACUGUGUCCUGGCUGGACACUCUGCACGCUUCAGCUCCACGCACAGAGUGGCUGAGUGUUCCAGUGGGACCCUGACCUACAUCCAGUCACGCUGCAAAGAGGCCUUGUCCAACCUGCACACUGACCCAGAGACAGGCACCCACAGCCUGCUGGCCCUGCUGCCGACAACGCUACAGCACUGUGAGGAGAUUCACAAUGAGGUGGAGUUUGAGUGGCUGCGGCAGUACUGGUUUCAGGGCCAGCGCUAUGCCCGCUUUUGCAGCUGGUGGACCAGACCGAUGGAGCAGCUGGAGAAGGACUGGAGGCUCAUGGAGACCAUGACCAUGCUCUUCCUGGCUACAGUGGAGGAGGAGGGCAGAGCAGGCGAGGGACGGAGGGAGAUGGCAGAAACCCUGCUGUCUGCCUUGACAGACAGACACCAGCAAAGACAGACAUGGAGAGACAGGUGCCACUCGAGUCUGGCCCAGACAUUACCCCCUGAGGAGGCCCCAGUGGACCGGCCCUUCUGGGGUGUAGAUGACCCCAGCAUGCCUCUGCCCUUUGAUCUGGCUGACAUCAUCAACAGAGUGGAGUCACUUCUCUGGAGCUGGCUGAUCACUGCAUGAACAUGAAGAGUUGCGGAAAGUUGAAGAAUGGAUGUGAAGGAUGAAUAGAUGAAGUGAGAAAGAAAGACAAGAAAAAACCCACCAGCUUUUCUGAAAGGCCCCUACAUUAGCUGAGGGGACAGACCACUGAAGACAGCUCCGUUGUGAUCACAUCAAGAUUGAUUUUCUUUUGAUUGGGGCAUCUACAUACCCCACCACAUCCCCCCCUUACUCCACCCUCCACUACCCCAGCUGACCCUGGCAUCUCAGCCACCCUAGCUUGGAUUUGGCUGGGAGGAAACCAGACCACCACAACAGAACCAGAAUAGUGCUUCAGUAACAUGCUAACAACGCAAGCUUAGCAACAAGCUACUAGUGUCACAACGGUCUAACGAAACAUAAGUGGAACCUGCAUUUCAGUGUUAGCAUACAUUGUGCAACUAUUUAUUAUUUCAGUGUACUCUGUUACUUAAUCUCACGUAACCCAGUCAUGCUUUUAUCAAUGGAUUGACUCAUUCUCAGUAGUCCCAGUACAGUACAUACAUAUAUGCUUUCUAUUUGUCACACAGUGUUAUAAUACAGUAUAGAAUGGUUAAAAAACUCACUUUGCUCACAUGGUAUUGCAUUCUUCACUUGUGUAUAGUGUAAUCCCUUUUUAUUGUGUUCAGAAGUGGAAUGAGCCUGAAGAGACCAAAGAAAGAUAAUGAUAAAAAAAAAGUUCAGUUCUGAAUGUCACCCAGUGGAGAACAUGAAGAAUGUGUUGUUUUGUGUUGACGGUGUGACGGUGUGCUUGUGCCAUAUCGAUGUGCGACAGUGUAUGCGUGUCUGUAUGUGUACAUUUAGCCAUGUGAAUAUACAUGUGAUCAGUUGUCGGCUGGUGUAUGUGCAUGUGCACGUUCACUCUCCCACAUGUCUACAUGAAGGUGCGUGUGUGUGAAUGUGAUAGUGUGUGUGUGUGUGUGUGUGUGUGUGAGCCUGUAGGCAGCCUGCCAGUUGUUUGUUCUUGAAGAUGUGCAUAUGGAGAAACAGAGACUUGCAGCGGGGGCCCCUCUGCCUCUCCUCUGAUGAAAGGCAGCACUGAUAGAAUGACCCGGAACACAACCGCCGUUUCUCAUAAUUACAGCUGUUCAAUCGCUUUUAAUUACUCUUAAAGUGUGUAGAGCACCACAUUCCCCUGUAAUGCUGCAGGCCAUCCGAGAAAGCGAGAGAAAGAUCCGGCGCUUCUGACAAAAUCCACUUUCAAAAAAGCUAAAAAGGGUGGAAAAGGGGGCCGACGUCAAAGCAGUGUAGCAGCCCUCCUCGUUUGAUUUUCUUUCUUUAUCUAGUUCAUGAUGAAGUAGAGAUGCUGUUUACUAUUAAAAAUGCAGAAUGCACUCCUUUUUUUACUUCUGAAGUUUUUCCAAGAUGUUAAUGGUUGCCAAACGCUGUUCUUCUUGCUUCUUCUUUUGCUGCGCCUGUGUUGUUUGUUGUUGUCAGAGAGAUUUGUUUGUAGAUCGGCAGUAGCGUUGACUUGUUUGAAUCACUCUGUGCUCCCUGCGCCACAGCUUGUCUGUCUGAAGCAAUAGGAAUGGCAGUAAUUAAAAAAAAAAAAAAAAAAAAA